Molecule: messenger RNA, 1179 nt
Organism: Pipistrellus nathusii (Nathusius's pipistrelle)
Lineage: Eukaryota; Metazoa; Chordata; Mammalia; Chiroptera; Vespertilionidae
Source: the annotation of a GenBank genome assembly
AUGGGAAAGUCAGAUUUUCUUACCCCGAAGGCCAUUGCCAACAGGAUCAAAUCCAAGGGCCUUCAGAAGCUGCGCUGGUAUUGCCAGAUGUGCCAGAAGCAGUGCCGGGACGAGAAUGGCUUUAAGUGUCAUUGUAUGUCCGAAUCUCAUCAGAGACAACUAUUGCUGGCUUCAGAAAAUCCUCAGCAGUUUAUGGAUUAUUUUUCAGAGGAAUUCCGAAAUGACUUUCUAGAACUUCUCAGGAGACGAUUUGGCACUAAGAGAGUUCACAACAACAUUGUUUAUAAUGAAUAUAUCAGCCACCGAGAACACAUCCACAUGAAUGCCACUCAGUGGGAAACUCUGACUGACUUUACCAAAUGGCUGGGCAGAGAAGGCUUGUGCAAAGUGGAUGAGACUCCUAAAGGCUGGUACAUUCAGUAUAUAGACAGGGACCCGGAAACUAUCCGCCGGCAACUGGAACUAGAGAAAAAGAAGAAGCAGGACCUUGAUGAUGAAGAAAAAACUGCUAAAUUUAUUGAAGAACAAGUAAGAAGAGGUCUGGAAGGGAAAGAACAGGAAGCCCCUGUUUUUACAGAAUUAAGCAGAGAAAAUGAUGAAGAGAAAGUGGCAUUUAAUUUGAAUAAAGGAGCAUGUAGUUCGACAGCAACAUCUUCCAAGUCAAGUUCUUUGGGACCAAGUGCAUUGAAGGUGAUAGAGGCCACAGCAUCAGUGAAACGAAAAGAACCUUCCCAUAGCUCAGCUCAACCAAAAGAAAAGAAGAAAAAGAAGUCUGCACUGGAUGAAAUCAUGGAGAUUGAAGAGGAAAAGAAAAGAGCUGCCCGAACAGAUUACUGGCUACAGCCUGAAAUAAUUGUGAAAAUUAUAACCAAAAAACUUGGAGAGAAAUAUCACAAGAAAAAAGGCAUUGUUAAGGAAGUAAUUGACAAAUAUACAGCUGUUGUAAAGAUGAUUGACUCUGGAGAUAAGCUGAAACUUGACCAGACUCAUUUAGAAACAGUAAUUCCAGCACCAGGAAAAAGAAUUCUUGUUUUAAAUGGAGGCUACAGAGGAAAUGAAGCUACCUUAGAAUCCAUCAAUGAGAAGACAUUUUCAGCUACUAUAGUCAUUGAAACUGGCCCUUUAAAAGGACGCAGAGUUGAAGGAAUUCAAUAUGAAGAUAUUUCUAAACUUGCUUGA